Messenger RNA from Nicrophorus vespilloides, 1013 nucleotides. RefSeq names its product splicing factor 3A subunit 2 (gene Sf3a2). Gene Ontology annotation, molecular function: nucleic acid binding; zinc ion binding. Lineage: Eukaryota; Metazoa; Arthropoda; Insecta; Coleoptera; Silphidae. The transcript is spliced from 2 exons. Gene Ontology annotation, cellular component: catalytic step 2 spliceosome; U2-type prespliceosome; U2 snRNP. The record is from RefSeq and is a predicted model, not a curated record. The coding region runs from base 140 to 946 and encodes 268 amino acids. Gene Ontology annotation, biological process: spliceosomal complex assembly.
ACAACUUGUAAUGUAACUUCUUUGAAAGAAAACAUAACCUAUGUUAAUACGUAUUGUUUUCAUACGCUGAGUUAUUAUAUAUUAGGAACGAGGGUGUUUGAAAAGUGGUGCAAGAAGUGGAUGAGGUGAUUAAGGUGAAAUGGAUUUCCAAAACCGACCUGGUGGAAAGACGGGAGGCGGUGGUGUCGCCUCCUGGUCUGAAAGCAACCGCGACCGCAGGGAGCGUCUCAGACAGUUGGCUUUGGAGACGAUUGAUCUGCAGAAGGACCCCUAUUUUAUGAAAAAUCACUUGGGUUCGUACGAAUGUAAACUCUGUCUGACUUUGCACAACAACGAGGGCAGCUACUUGGCCCACACCCAGGGUAAGAAGCAUCAAGCAAACUUGGCCAGACGAGCUGCAAAGGAGGCCAAAGAUGCACCAACAUUGUUGGCCCCAGAAAAACCCAGGGUUGAACCCAAAAAAUUCGUUAAAAUCGGUAGACCUGGAUACAGGGUGACCAAGCAGCGAGAACCAGAGACUGGUCAACAAAGUUUGUUGUUCCAAAUUGAUUAUCCAGAAAUUGCUGAUAAAGUAUAUCCAAGGCACAGAUUCAUGUCCGCUUAUGAGCAGAAGCAGGAGCCUCCAGAUCGCAAGUGGCAGUAUUUACUGUUUGCAGCUGAGCCGUACGAGACGAUAGCGUUUAAAGUCCCAAGCAGGGAAGUGGAAAAAACUGACAACAAGUUCUGGACUUAUUGGAAUCGCGAUACAAAGCAGUUUUUCCUGCAGUUUGCCUUCAAGAAUGAAGCGAAGAAACCUGGCCCCAUUUUAGGAAGGCCCAAUAUGAUCGGCAUUCCGGGACCACCAAUGUUGCCGGUGCCUCCACCACCCAGACCUCCAAUGUUCAACCCCAUGCCACCUCCGCCUCCGUUGAUGGGAGUUAUGCCUGUACCUCCACCUCCACAAUAAUAACUUAAAACUUAUGUUUAAUUUUUCUGAUUUAAUAUAGAAAGUACAUUUAACAAAUUCCAAGAUA